AUGCUCGCCGCUUGGUGCCGUCACUCGGAAACGUUCCUCGAAGGUGCGGAGAAUUCAUCACCUCUCCUGGCCCGGGGCUUCUCUGUUAACAAUGGCAUUCCGGACUCCGAGGCUUCGAUUCACUACGACAUGAUUGACCGGGCCAUUGCCGACAUCAUCGCUUCCGGCCCCGGCUCGCUCCUCGUCAAACUGGACCUUGAGUCUGCUUUCCGGCACAUCCCCGUCCGCCCAGCAGACUGGCAUCUCCUGGGUUACACGUGGGAUGAAAAGCUCUAUCAUGACAUUGUCCUUGGCUUCGGGUGCCGCUCGGCACCCUACAUCUUCAAUCUCUUUGCUAAGGCGCUGCACUGGAUACUCCAGCGGCACCUUCCUGCCCGGAUUCGUCACUACCUGGACGACUUCCUACAGAUCUUUGCACCGGGAACACCACACAAUGUUGUCUCUCACGCGUUGCAGUGGACUUUGGAUCUUGGGCAACAGCUCGGACUCCACUUUCAGCCAUCCAAAACUUGCGGGCCCGCCACCCAGCUCGAGUUUCUGGGCAUCGAACUCGACUCAGUCGCAAUGGAGGCUCGGCUUCCUGGCGAGAAGCUCGAGUAUCUUCGUGAGCUCUUGGACUCAUGGACGCGUCGCACUCAUGCGCAGCUUCACGACGUCCAGGAACUGACUGGCUUUCUGCAAUUUGCCUCUCAGGUGAUCCCGACGGCGAGAGCCUUUCUACGUGGUCUCUAUGACCUCCAGAACAAGUUCUCAUCCCCUUUCGCACGGCGUCGCAUCUCCCAAUCGGCUCGUCGCGACAUCGCAUGGUGGUCCGCCUUCUCUGCUGACUGGAAUGGCAUUCGUUUCAUUGCGCCGCAAAGACGCAUUCUCCACGUCUGGACCGACGCCAGCGGCACCAAGGGUCUGGGGGGGCAUUUCGGUGCCCGCUGGUUCUCGGUCCACUUCCCAAAGCGUUCCCUCACUGAGCACAUCCAGGUGAAGGAGAUGCUGGCCGUCAUUCAUGCAGUCCUCUGCUGGGGCGAGGACUUCCGCGGCGCUCACGUCAUCUUUCAUAUCGACAACGAAGCGGUCCACACCACACUCAACAACUUCUCCAUCCGGAGCACCCCCACGAUGGAUCUCUUCCGGCGUUUCCUGGCACUCGCAUGCCGGCUUGAUUUCUCCUUUUCUUCUGUUUGGCUCUCUUCUAAAGAAAACUCGAUUGCUGACGCCGCUUCCCGGUUCUCCUUCUCCCACAUGUUCAAAAUUGCGCCCUUCCUCAACCGACAGCCCGACUCACGCCGCCUCCGGAUUGGUGGACAGAAGCAGUUUAUCAACCAUUGCAAGCUCUACUCCAUCUACAAUGUUGACGGCGGCAUCUUCCCAGCCUCACUCCCUGCCCUCAUGUCCUGGGUCUCCAUCAGCCUCGCGGGUCGUGUCCAACCCAAGACUAUCAAACAAUACCUCUCGCACGUUCGGUCUUUCCACGUUGACGCUGACAUGCCAUUUACAGUCUGCCAGUCUCCCAUCCUCCAGCGGCUCAUACGCGGCGUCAAGCGCUUCCAUGGCGAAUGCGAUCGGAAGCCCGUCCAGCCGAUCACCCUCCCUAUCCUCACCGCCAUGCUAUCCGAACUCCGUCCUGGGGACACGCCUGGCCACACCACCCUUUACGCUGCCUUCUCCCUCGCAUACGCAGGAUUCCUUCGCUCCGGAGAAAUCACAGCAGGGUCGGGAUCCAGCUCGGCUAGUCUCAACCUGCGCCGCAGCAACGUUGAGUUCCUCCCCAGUUUUGACGAGUGUACUCAUGUCAAUCUCACGCUCCCGGCCUCCAAAACCGACCCCUUCCGCAAGGGCGUCACAAUCUCCAUCGCCGCAGCUCCAGGACUCAUCACGUGCCCUGUCGCAGCGCUCAAACGGCUCUUCACAGAGCUCCCCCGGCCACUCACGGCUCCACUCUUUGAAGGUCUCGACGGAAAGCCUCUCCAGUACAAGGCCUUCGUUGCUGGCCUCCGCGAUGCACUCGCCAGCGCCGGAAUCGACCCUACAGGUUUUGCAGGCCACAGCUUUCGGCGAGGUGCAGCCUCUGAGGCAGCCGCCGCCGGGUUCAGCGACUACGAAAUCCAGCUUCUAGGGCGCUGGCGAAGCGACUCCUACAAGCUGUACAUCGAGAACUCGCUCUCGCGAAUCCUCUCCCUCUCCAAAAACCUCCACAUGGCCCAUCCUCAUUCCGUCCCUUACAUCCCUCCGGUCUUUCGUGACUACGCACCAUUGGCUUGA
Messenger RNA from Mycena citricolor, 2256 nucleotides. The record is from the annotation of a GenBank genome assembly. Lineage: Eukaryota; Fungi; Basidiomycota; Agaricomycetes; Agaricales; Mycenaceae.